Molecule: messenger RNA, 2582 nt
Organism: Vidua macroura (Pin-tailed whydah)
Lineage: Eukaryota; Metazoa; Chordata; Aves; Passeriformes; Viduidae
Product: transcription factor HES-5-like
Exons: 3
Coding region: 1134-1619 (161 amino acids)
Biological process (GO): anterior/posterior pattern specification; regulation of neurogenesis; regulation of transcription by RNA polymerase II
Cellular component (GO): nucleus
Molecular function (GO): RNA polymerase II cis-regulatory region sequence-specific DNA binding; DNA-binding transcription factor activity, RNA polymerase II-specific; protein dimerization activity
Source: RefSeq, a predicted model, not a curated record
UUGAUGGAUAAAUUGCUGGCAGAUCUGGUUCAAGUUUUCCAGCAGGAAUCCCUGGCUGUGUUUUUAUCAGACUGUCAGUUCUCCCAGCUGCAGGCACCGCCUGAGCACAGGUUGUGCAUCAAACGCAGCAACUGGCCCAGGGGAGAAUAAUGAGGAAUCAGGAAUUUGAUUUCUGAUAAGUUUAUGAGGAUAGAAAUCUCUUCUGCAUCCAGUUUUCCUUUAUUUCUAGACUAAAUGAAAAUAAUUAGAGUAAAAUGUGUUUUGGGGAGGAAGAAAGAGGCAGCAUGUGAUACCGAACUGACCCUGAAACAAUCCCGAGACCCUUCUCCACAAGUAUUUGCCUUGCAGGUAUUUGGAAACAGAAACAUAAAGUGCUUAUGACUUGGCUUGAGGGUUUUCUAAAGGGCUGCAAAAGAUUCUGAGGGAAGGGAACAAGGAUCAACCCAGAAAAUGUUUUCAAUAAUUGUGUGUACUUAAAAUUGAAUGUUUUAAUUUGCAGUGAGUCAAAGUGGGAAAGCCGUUUUCUGCUUCCCAUGGGCAAAGCUGGUGGCAGAGUCACCUGUGGGAGAACCGCAGGUGGCUCACUGUGGAAAGCAGGUUAGUGGAUUUGAGGAAUUUCUGGUCACCAGGAGCUGCUGGCGUGUGCGUGUGCCUUGUGCCUGCUGCAGCGUGUGCCUGGGCGCGCUCCCGGGAGCAGCAUUCCCGCCAUCGGCAGCUGACCUCCUCCUGCCUCCUCCUUCCUCCUCCUCCCGCAUGUGAACCCCGGGCUGCCCCUGGAAUGCUAUUGAUCCGCGGCAUUAGUCAGCAGCCUUUCCCGUUGAAGGGCAGCUCUUUCCCAGCUCCUGACACGUAACUCUGAUCCCAGCCUUUCAGGGAGCACACACUCCCCACCUGCUCAUCUGGGAGAAGGUCAUUAUCCGCGGGCUAUUCACUGCCACUGGAGCAUGCAAGAAUAGCUGCUUCUCCCAUUGUGCAGCCCGUGGCCCGGAUUGGCUGGCGAGUGUGGGAAACGCCACCGAGCCGCAGACCCACACACUCGCCCCGAGCUCGGACAGUAUAAAUAUCGGGUACAGGCAGCUUCCAGCAACACGUUUCUCCUGGAUUCCACUCCAAGACCUCUCUGCUCAGGACAGAUGGCUCCCAGCACCGUUUUCUUGGAGCCCGACAACCUGCUGACACCAAAGGAGAAAAACAAACUGAGGAAGCCAGUGGUGGAGAAAAUGCGCCGGGACCGGAUUAACAGCAGCAUCGAGCAGCUGAAACUGCUCCUGGAGAAGGAGUUCCAGAGGCACCAGCCCAACUCCAAGCUGGAGAAAGCCGACAUCCUGGAGAUGACUGUCAGCUACCUGAAGCAGCAGAGCCAGCUGCAGAUGAAGACUGCAGGAUCCUUCCAUAAAAGCUCCCAGUUUGACUUCAGAGAGGGCUAUUCCAGAUGCUUGCAAGAAGCUUUCUAUUUCCUCUCUCUCCACAAAGUCCGAACUGAAACACAGACCAAACUUUUAAGUCACUUCCAGAAGAGCCAAUCAGCAGCUCCAGAGGUCUCCUUCUCCCCUGGGAAUGCCAGUGCCCUGAAGCAAGUGUCUCCAAAGGACAGCAGCCCUCUCUGGAGGCCCUGGUAGUCGGGGGAGUCCUCACUGCACGGACCUGUGACAGUCCAGAGGAAGGAUCUGACUGCAUCUGAUAGUCCAGCUCUGAUCCUCUCUCCUGUAGGGAAUUUUAUUUCCCCCCGUGUUUUAUUUAUGUAUGAGAGAAUGCCAUGCUUUUGACUUUUUUUGGGAUCCUCUGGCAAAAGCUGAGGUGUUCUGUUUAGUGUUGAAGCUGUGUAGGCACUGGUGCAGUGCUGCCCGAGCAGGGGCAACGUCUUCAGAAUGAAGGAGGGUGUUUGUAAAUGUUACAGUUGUGAUGGACAGUAAUUGCUGUAGGAGAUUUUCUCUAAUAUUUCCAGAAAGAGCCAUCAGCUUUGCUCUGGCUUGACUGACAAAUCUGGUUGGCUCAGUCACCCCGGAGGAUAAAUUUAUUCCCUUUGGUUCAUGCACACUUGGUUAAAGUAUUUCCCUCUGUUUGCUUAGCAGUUGUGCAGCAUCAAAAAUGGGUUUGGUUUUGGUUUGGAUUUCUCCCCCAUGGCCCUUUCAUAGUCCUGUAUAUACAGUGUGAGGGAUGACCAGGAGUUAGGAAACUAUGUGGAAUACUUCUACUAUUUGAUGCUUUUUUCAAUUUAGAAAAAGAGUAUGUUAUUGCUUUAUGUUAAAGAAAAGUAGUAGGUAACAGGCUUGAUUUGUCAAUGUUAUACAUUCUGGGUGUAAGCUAUGCUUUUUUAGCAUUUUCAUUAUAAUAAUGAUUUUUAUCUGUAUUGAGUGGUUGAAUUCCUGGUGGAUGGUGUUUCUCCCAGUGUUGGGACUGCCCUAUGGCUCAUCUGCAUACUGUGUAUGCGUCUCUGUGUGUGUAGAGAGCAAUAAAAUGCAUUUGUGUGCAACUUCUGUGUGGGUCUCUCCAUCUGAAGGAUGUGCAGCUGCGUACACCCCUAAGAAAGGUUAACAUAGUUCUGAAGAAAUGGGUUUCUCGUAAAGCUCAAAGAACUCCCU